UCAGCUGAAGAUAUCAAGUCAUGGGAAAACAAAUAAUGUUGGAGCCAUUUGAUCUCACGCAAACUCCUUAAAUCUGUUGAAAAUAAAAUACGACCUCUAAUCAACUGUUACUUGUAGUGGGAAACAAUCACAUCUAGUUUUCAUCUUUUCUCGGGGACAUUGAGGAUUCCAGACAUGUGUUACAGGGAAGGUUUGUUGGUUGUUUCUGUGCUGAGUUUGGUGGGGAUUUCUGUUGGACUACUGGCGGACACUACCGACAUGUGUGAUAUCCUCCGAGUCAUUGACUGUGAUCAUCAUUACCAUUCCAGUGGGGACGAGACUCUGUGCUGUACGGACGGACACACCUACAGUAACAAGUGUUUGUACGUACAGGCAAAGUGUGAUAACGUGAGAUUGGAGCCAAUGCACAGCGGGCCUUGUACGGAGGCGGACAAGAAACCCCGCGUUGACAAUAUGACGACGGACGGUCCAGCGGUUGUCUCAGCUUCAGACAACUUCACCAUCACCCCAGAAUUCUGUGCCGACACCCGACCCUGUCCCAUCAACCUCAAUCCAAUAUGUGGAAACAACUAUAUAUUUUACGUGAACUUAUGCGACUUCAACAAAGCUAAGUGCAAAGACUCCAGUCUACAGAGGAUACAGCUGAGUGACUGUAAGGACCCCAGCACCUUACCGCCCUUCUUCAACAAAUACAGGAAUGUGCGCAAGCGCAAGCAAAGAAAGGGCAACAGGAAAUUAUAAACUGGAAAACUCAUUUAAAAACAUCGUUGAUUUGAUAAAAAAAUCAAGUAAAAAUUAAAUGAAAGUAUUAUUUAAGAUAAGGAAUAUUGUCACAAUUUGUAUGUUUUGUGAACCACCCCGAGGAAAACAAUAAAUAUAUAUGAUUAAGACAUUAAACAUUUAAUCGCAGGUUAUCUAUUUAUAUGCAAUAACUUUUUCGCCGCAAGAUAUGUGAAAUCACAGUGGCGUAAAGUAGAAAUAAUUUGAUUGUACAGCUUGGAAAUACAGAUUAUUUUAUGACUUAUAGAAAAUCAUGCAUAGCUCUCCUUGCAAGAAGUGUUUUGUUUGUUUUAAAAAUAAAAAUUCUUACUUCUUUUCA
Messenger RNA from Saccostrea cuccullata (small rock oyster), 1099 nucleotides. Its product is annotated as agrin-like. Gene Ontology annotation, molecular function: protein binding. The transcript is spliced from 4 exons. The coding region runs from base 175 to 741 and encodes 188 amino acids. NCBI's taxonomy places the organism in Eukaryota, Metazoa, Mollusca, Bivalvia, Ostreida, Ostreidae. The record is from RefSeq and is a predicted model, not a curated record.